UGCUGAGUAAGGAAGAGCAUGGUACUAUUGAUUGUCACCUAAGUUGCAUAAUUUUUAUAGGGUUGCCACCACCCACCAGUACCAAAACCCCACCUCUAUCAAUCACAAGCUAUCCUGGACCAUACAAAGCUUUUCUUAGAAAUUUUCGAUCAUCCAUCAUUUCUUUUUAUUCUUCUUGUUACAAAGUAUCAAUUCACAUUCAUGGAUAUAGUAUACAUGGUUAUAUAUAAAAUAUAUUAUACAUAGAGAGCUUAAAAUUAUUAAGAUAGGGAGACUGAAAGACAUGCUCACUUCUCAUCAGCUUCCAAGGCAUUUCAUUUCACCUGAUAUUAAAACCAUACAAUCAUCCCUUUCCUCUGAUCAACGCGGUACCCUUUUGCUUAUAAACAACAUCAACCUCUUCCUCUUCCUCUUCUUCAGAUUUCUUUCUCUUCUUCGCGUCCCUCGUUUCAAGGGCUAGACAUACAUCUUCAUCUUCAUCUUCACUUGCAGGAUCGAUCUUAAUCUUUGUGGUUUCAGGUUUUGAGGGUGUUCGGGGUGAUGGGUUUGAGUACCAAGCAAGUUUCUAGUGAUGGGCUCGAUUGGAGCCAGGCCAGCUUGUUGCAAGGUCAGACUUUUCAGCUCCCAAAAUCACCUUCUGCCAUGAGGAGGCAACAACAGCAACAACCUGAGCCUUUGAAGUGCCCAAGGUGUGAAUCUACCAACACAAAGUUCUGCUACUACAACAACUACAACAAGCAACAGCCAAGGCACUUCUGCAGAGCUUGCAAGCGGCAUUGGACCAAAGGCGGCACUCUCCGGAACGUCCCUGUUGGCGGUGGCCGCAAAAACAAACGCCUCAAGAAAUCAUCAAACAGUACUUCUGCCUCUGCUGCAGCCACAACAACCACCACAAACAGUGCGGCAAUUGAUCAAACAGAUCACCAACAGCAGAAACCCAUGUCUCAAGUUUUCUAUCAGGCGCUGCCUCAACAGAAUUUGGAUAAUACUAUCAUCUUUUCGUCCUCAUCAUCACCGGGUUUAAGUGCCAGUACUCUGCCUUUCCUUCAUCAGAGUGGAAACUUGAGCUUUCCCUUCUCAAGCUCAAUUAGCACCACUUCAAGUUCCUUUGACACAAACUUGUCUUCCAUCUCAACAUCUUUGCAAUCCUCAAAUGUUUAUAACUACGCCACCGUGGCAGCCGAAGAUCAAUUCAAAGCCAUGGAGGAGCCAACCAUUACAAGCAUCAUGCCCAACAUUUCUCAGCCUAAUUGGAAAGUGCCCACUUCAAGCAACGCCAUGGAUGUGUACUCAAACGACUGGAACUGGGAAGACAUUGAAACCCUUGUUUCUACUGAUCUCAAUCUGCCUUGGGACGGCUCUGAUAUAAAACCAUAAGAGGAAUUAGGUUUCUGUUUGAAUUGGGUGUGUUCACAGUUCAUGAGGCAGGGGAAACAGUCUCUUUCUUCUCUUAAUGUCAUUGUCAGUUUGUCACAGUUUCUACUUGACCAGGUGAUAAAUAAUUUCUGCUAGUUAUGAGAUUUAUGCAGAGAGAUGUAGACUGUUUGAAGCUGUCUUUUUUUCUUCUUUUUAUUUAUUUAUAGGUUUUUCUUCUUAAGAAUUAAGAUGUCCAUUAAUUUGUAACUCUUUCCAGGGCUCUUUCAUUUCCAUUAACUUGAUGGAAGGUGCCAUUUUUAUGUAUGUAAAAGUAGGUUUCCUGAGUUUGUUCGUCAUUACAAUAUGAAUGAAAAUUGAUAGAGUGUAAGUGAGUGCUUUGUGAUAGGGAAAUGGGGUCUCCUACAGCAGGGCUGACAGACAGACAGAAGAGAAUGAGAUGGAAGAUUCUUGUGGAUAUCCAUGUAAUCUAUAAGUGAGUGCUUUGUGAUAGGGAAAUGGGGUCUCCUACAGCAGGGCUGACAGACAGACAGAAGAGAAUGAGAUGGAAGAUUCUUGUGGAUAUAUAUGUAAUGUAUAUUUGGAUAUCUGAAUUAGAUUACAUGGAUUUGUUUGCCCAUAUUUUAUGAUCACUGGUUCAGAAUCAUGCUUUGCUUCAAGUCCCGACAGAAAAUUGUGGUUGUAAAGUAAUUUUCCAAACAUUAUUUUUGAUGUUCUUACAGGACAGUAUGCUGGAAAAUGUGUGAAUCUGUUUCAUAUUAUUUGAUCCUUCAAAAAGCUCUUUCUUUGAUCA
Prunus persica (peach) is the source of this 2167-nucleotide messenger RNA. RefSeq names its product dof zinc finger protein DOF1.4. The coding region runs from base 541 to 1377 and encodes 278 amino acids. Gene Ontology annotation, biological process: regulation of DNA-templated transcription. The record is from RefSeq and is a predicted model, not a curated record. NCBI's taxonomy places the organism in Eukaryota, Viridiplantae, Streptophyta, Magnoliopsida, Rosales, Rosaceae. Gene Ontology annotation, molecular function: DNA-binding transcription factor activity; DNA binding. The transcript has a single exon.